AUGCCGAUGCCAGCACACUUCCUGCUGCUCCUGCUACUGCUCUUCGGGGACCCGGGAACAGGCCUCUCCCGCAAGAUCUGCAAAGCUGGGCCUGUCUUCGGCUGCCUCAAUACAGCCUUGUCCAAGGUCAAGAAGAACCAGAUGGAGGAUGUGCCCCUUCUAAGCAAGAAGAGCUUCCAUUACCUGCCCAGUCAAGACCCAUCUUCCAGAGAGGAGAAAGAGGAGGAAGAAGGAAAUCUGGACAAGGACAAAAGGACUUUCACAGGUUCUGGGAGUGGAGGUGGAGCUGGAAGCGCCCGGUACAAAUACCUGCUCCAAGCACAGCACAAGGGGAAGCUGCACCAGGACAAAGGCAAAAGCGACCAGCGCACCAAGUUCACACUGUCCCUUGAUGUUCCUACUAACAUCAUGAACAUUCUCUUCAACAUUGCCAAGGCCAAGAACUUGCGAGCCAAGGCAGCUGCCAACGCUCACCUGAUGGCACAGAUCGGGCGAAAGAAGUAG
Chinchilla lanigera (long-tailed chinchilla) is the source of this 504-nucleotide messenger RNA. RefSeq names its product urocortin 3 (gene Ucn3). The record is from RefSeq and is a predicted model, not a curated record. Gene Ontology annotation, cellular component: extracellular region. Lineage: Eukaryota; Metazoa; Chordata; Mammalia; Rodentia; Chinchillidae. Gene Ontology annotation, biological process: cellular response to nutrient levels; digestion; hormone-mediated signaling pathway. The transcript has a single exon. Gene Ontology annotation, molecular function: corticotropin-releasing hormone receptor 2 binding; hormone activity. The coding region runs from base 1 to 504 and encodes 167 amino acids.